AUGUUUUUCAAGACGCUCACUCUCAUGCUCUCACUUGCGACUGCCGUGACACCGCGGUUCGUCAAGCGUGAUGAAGGCACCAAGUUGUAUGCCUACGGCAAGGGCAUAUCCGGCUUUGAGGUGUAUGCUGGGCUAAACGGUACGGCCUACAUUGCUGCUUCGCCUAGUGCCAACCUCACCGAGUUGACCUGGUCCUCCCCAUCCAUGGAUGCAACCUGGAAUGUCACCGCCAACAGCACCGACCCAGAGCUGCCAGUUGAUACUGGCCGGGUCUUCUACAUCAUCAACUCAGACACUGUCUAUGAGCCAUGCGGUUUCAAAUCACCAAACGAGACCCUGCCUACUGACGCCUCCAUCACUGGCUUCUUCCUGUUCGGGAAGCAAGCCUUCUGGAGCGACGGCUCAAGCUACGAGGCGCAGUUCUGGGCCAAGGCUACUGGCGAGACCGAUCUCUACACAUUGAACUGGAACAAGGCUGGGAUCGAGCAGACGGGCAGCGUCCCAGUCACUCUGAAGACCACCGCCCCUGCUACUCUGGAUCGCAGCAAACACCGCCAUUAA
Molecule: messenger RNA, 561 nt
Organism: Diaporthe citri
Lineage: Eukaryota; Fungi; Ascomycota; Sordariomycetes; Diaporthales; Diaporthaceae
Exons: 3
Coding region: 1-561 (186 amino acids)
Source: RefSeq, a predicted model, not a curated record